CGAGUGCACGGCCAUCGACCCAAACAUGGCUUGCUCCAACAACCUGUGCAUCUGCCCAUCCGCGUCCCCGGGGCCAAUGACCGCGCAUGGCAGUCUCUGCUACGCCACAGACCCUUCAAGCUCCUGGAUGAGCCUCCUGCUGCCACUUUCAGGCUUUGUCCUCAUCAUCCUGGCAGUUUGCGUCUGCGCCUCCACGCAAUGGAGUUCCGGUCCGCGCUGGGCCAAGAGCUACAUCGGCGACAAGGAGUCCGCACCGACGCUUAUCGUAUGGUCCCAGGCGAGCAUUGGCGACCAGACACUCAGCGGUCCGCUCGAGCUUCAUCCAGCGUCGCAGAACACCGACUCGCUGGUGCAGCAGCAGCAGCACAUGGACAGCGAGCUGUUCAGCGGUGGUUUCUACAGCCCGCGUGACUCGUGGCUGGCAGCCAUGGCCGAGCGCUCCUCGGAACUGACCAACCAGCUGAACUCGGUGACAGAGCUGCGCGGGCUAUGCAGCGCCCCGGACGAGCCGUUCGUGCGACCCGUGCUGAGUGGCGAGGAGAUGUACUCGAAGUACCCGCACUUGCGGCUCAUACUGUCCUCGACGUCUUCGUCGUCGGCUCAAGUGGCUCCGGAACGGCCACCAACGUCGCCGAUCCCGGUCCACACGGAGAUAACGCUGAGCGCCAGUCGCCAGAGCACUGAGGCAAGGUUGCGACUGGGCGAUAGUCCGACAGGCCUUGAAAAGACGUUCUUUAUUGUUUGGAAAAGUGCAUAUGAAACAGGGAGGAAGAAAGAAAGGAAGGAAUAA
This is a messenger RNA of Dermacentor andersoni, 790 nucleotides long. RefSeq lists its product as uncharacterized. The record is from RefSeq and is a predicted model, not a curated record. NCBI's taxonomy places the organism in Eukaryota, Metazoa, Arthropoda, Arachnida, Ixodida, Ixodidae.